CCGCCCCGCGGCUCUCCCGGAAGGAGCGGGGGGCUGCCUGCCCGGAGGCUGCACAUGGGUCCCGAGCGCGGCAGCCGCCCCGGGAGGCAGCUGGGCCCCCAGCGCCGCGGAGCCGGUGGCUUCGCCGGGGCGCUGGGCGCUGUCGUGGCUGCCGCGUACGCGGCCACGCUGCCGCCGUCCGUGCCCGGGGGAGACUCGGGUCUGUUUGGGUUCUUGGGAAGGGCAGGCUCAGGCUCACCCCUCAAUCCAGUGGGGAGAGCGAGAGACCCAGAGGACAAUGAAGUUCUGGGGGCAACUAGUGCAAAACCAGGAAGCAAAACCAGGGGAGCUGAUCACAGCCGCAUAUGAGCUUGGAGUUGCCCAUCCUCCUGGUUACCCUUUGUUCACUCUGCUGGCCAAACUGGUGAUUGGUCUAUUCCCUUUUGGUUCCGUUGCCUACCGAGUAAAUCUUUUCUGUGGCUUAUUGGGAGCAGCUGCAGCAUCUUUGCUUUAUUACACAGUUUUCAGGCUUUCUGGCUCAUAUGCUGGAGGAAUCCUUGCUGCGGGGGUGUUUUCAUUUUCUCGUCUAACAUGGCAGUGGUCCAUCACAGCAGAGGUUUUUAGCUUAAACAAUCUGUUUGUGGGGCUGCUGAUGGCGCUCACUGUGCAUUUUGAGGAGGCAGCCACAGCGAAGGAGAGAUCAAAGAUAUCGAAAGUUGGUGCCUUUUGCUGUGGGCUUAGUUUGUGCAAUCAGCACACCAUAGUGCUUUAUGUGUUGUGCAUUGUACUAUGGGUUCUGUUCCAACUUUUCAAAGGGAAGGAAUUGUCCUUUGGCCAUUUGAUGAAGUUGGGCUUAUGCUUCUUGGCUGGUUUGCUGCCUUAUCUCUAUCUGCCUGCCUCGUCCUACCUAAAUCAAGCACGUUGGACCUGGGGAGACCAGACGACUUUUCAAGGAUUUUUGACCCACUUUCUCAGGGAAGAAUAUGGGACAUUCAGUCUGGCCAAAUCGGAGACAGGAUCCACUAUGAGAGAGAUGUUGCUUUCGCAGGUAACACACAUGAAAACAGAACUUUCCUUUACUGUCCCAGCCCUUGCGAUUGUGGCGUGGCUACGUACAGCAAUGCGGGCUAAGCAGGAGAAGUCAUCAAUGAUAUGCCUAUUUACUGGAAUGCUCUGCAUUUAUUCGUUAUUCUUUGCUUGGAGGGCAAAUUUGGAUAUUACAAAACCACUUUUUAUGGGUGUGGUGGAACGAUUUUGGAUGCAGAGCAAUGCAGUGGUUGCUGUUCUAGCGGGACUAGGACUGGCCUCUCUUGUCUCCGUCGGAAAUACAGUGCUUGAGAACAACCGUGUGCUGCAGUGCGUGGAGUGGCUUUCCGCCGCUGCUCUUGUUGCUAGUCAAAUGUAUGCCAAUUACAGCAUUUGUGACCAAAGCCGCAAUUACGUUGUCGAUAAAUUUGCAAGGAACCUUUUGUCCUCCAUGCCACCUGAUGCAAUAAUCUUGCUCAGAGGAGACCUGCCAGGGAAUUCUCUUCGUUACCUUCAUUAUUGUGAGGGAAUGAGGCCUGAUGUCACAUUAGUGGAUCAAGAGAUGAUGACUUAUGAGUGGUAUUUACCAAAGAUGUCUAAGCAUUUGCCAGGAAUCUCUUUUCCUGGGAGGCGGUGGAAUCCUGUGGAAGGAAUAUUACCCGACGGAGCGCUCACGUUUAAUCUCCAUCAUUUUCUCAAAGUAAAUAAACAUAAGGAAGCAUUUGCCUGCAUAGGACUUAACGAAGGGGACUCAACUUGGAGAAAAAGCCAUUCACUUUGGCCAUGGGGUUCCUGUGACAAAUUGGUUUCUUCAGGAAUGGUUUUUAACCCAGGAGAGUGGAUACAUCUGACAAGGAACAUCUAUAACUGGACUGAAGACUAUGGAAGGUUUGAUCCAUCUUCCUGGGAAGCUGUAGCAAAUGAAGAGAUGUGGCAAGCCAGGAUGAAAACAGCCUUCUUUAUUUUUGACCUUGCAGAAACUGCUAGCGUGUCUGCAGAUAUAAAAUCCCAACUUUAUACAUUUGCAUACAAUUCGUACAAGGAAAUCAUCAAUUCACAUAAAAAACAUCCAGUCAAUUGGCAUAAAAACUAUGCAAUAGCUUGCGAAAGGAUGCUGCGUCUGCAUAAGGUGGAUGUGGACCCUGAAGUGUUGUUAUCUGAAACUGUUAAACAUUUCCUCCUCUAUACGGCGAAAGCAGAGGAUGAUCCCCAACGAGCCGAUAUUUUGCAGGCUGUAAAACACCUGAAGAAAGAGCUGCAGGGGCUGAGAAAAAUGAAAAAAGAUCUGAAGCAGCUGGCUGUAUAGAACCCGUUUGUGGACCUGCUUUCUGAAGUGUUAAAAUUCUGAAGUCGGGAGGUAAAAUUUAAUCUGUUAGUUAACAACAUGAGAAAGUUUUUUAAAUAUGACAGACGUGAUAGCAGAAGGAAAUCAAGUGGCCUCCUGGAUGGAAAUGUAGCACUGUUCUUUCUUUUGGUUGUCGCCAGAUGAAGAGUGCUGGUAGCCAGCGCGCCUUUCACAUUGAUUUGUGUAGAAAAAAAUUUGUUACCAAAUUAAGCACUGUGUUUAAAAAAAAAAAAAAAAAGAGGAAAUCCAAAAUACUGUGCUUGCAAAUACGUCCAUUGAUUUUAUUUGAUAUGUAUAAUUACUUCAUAAAUAUAUGAAAUUCAUUUCCUACUAAAAGUUCUUUCUGUUGUCGAGUUCCAGCUGUGUAAAAUAUCUCUAUUUUGUAUAUCUUUGUGCACAGUAUUAUACACUACCAUUAGAGAAAGAGUGAGUGUGGGUGUGUGUGGGUGUCUGGGAUAUAGGAUCAUUAUUCAUAGUGGGUGAAGCCAUGAUGGAGUUACACAAGUUAUCCAGAAAGAGUGCUGGUUAAACCUUUAUACCUCACUACUCUCUCACACAUCCUGUAGAUGUCACAGAUGCUACAAAAAAUAGUUUUAGGAAUGUUUUAGAGCAUUUUAUCUGAACUAUUUUUCGUCUUUCCUAUGGAGCCAAGUGAGUUGGUUACCAUGAAUCGAACUGUGUCAGGCUCAAGGGACCAAUAAAAUUGUCUAAAAAUGACCUAA
Molecule: messenger RNA, 3072 nt
Organism: Chelonia mydas (Green sea turtle)
Lineage: Eukaryota; Metazoa; Chordata; Testudines; Cheloniidae
Gene: TMEM260
Product: transmembrane protein 260
Exons: 18
Coding region: 278-2311 (677 amino acids)
Source: RefSeq, a predicted model, not a curated record